Molecule: messenger RNA, 1617 nt
Organism: Neoarthrinium moseri
Lineage: Eukaryota; Fungi; Ascomycota; Sordariomycetes; Amphisphaeriales; Apiosporaceae
Exons: 1
Coding region: 1-1617 (538 amino acids)
Molecular function (GO): heme binding; monooxygenase activity; iron ion binding
Source: RefSeq, a predicted model, not a curated record
AUGGAUCACCAACUUGCAAUCAAGGCUUUGGCCUUGCUCUCAGCCGGCGUGAUAAUUACGCAGGUCAUGCGGGUGUUUCUUUCACCUCACCUCAGCUCGUACAAGCAUAUUCCAGCUCCAAAGCAAGGAAAUGUCCUAUUCAGACUGCUCUAUGAGCCAAGAGUUCCGGAAAUAGAGGCAUGGAUGGACAAGAUCCCCCACUCUGGUCUUAUCCGAUACUAUGGUAUUUUCAACCGCGAACGCAUCUUCAUUGCCAGCCCAGAUGCAGCAAAAGACUUGCUUGGUUCUGCAAACUCCUAUAAGUUCAUCAAGCCAGAGCUUCAAUGGAUAUUAGCAAACAAUAUUGCAGGCCAUGGCUUGCUGAUCCAAGAAGGAGAUGAGCACAAGGAAGCUCGCAAGCGAUUCAAUCCAACCUUCAGCCCUGCACAGAUGAAAAAGUGGUUUCCACGUCUCUGGGGCACAACAAUCGAGACAAUGAACGGUCUUGAGAAACAGGUGCAGCAGAACACCGUGGCGGCACCCGAUACAAUCACGAAGGGCUCAAUGCGGGGUGUUACCAGCAUACUGAGGCUCGUAUCCGCAGCUAGUAUAGAUAUGAUUGGUCAUUUCGGGUAUGACGUUGAGUUCAAGACGCUCCAGAAUUUGUCAAAACGGAGAAGUCAGCUGAAAGAAACCGUCGAGGACCCAAAGCCUGCGUUCGGCCGAGCUUACAUUGAGAUGUUCAAGACCACCCGGCGGGGCCAGCUCACUCUCAACGCAGCAUCCCUGAUCGGCCCCAAGAUCGCUCUUGCACUGCCAAUACCAGCCGUAAAGACCAUACACGGAAUCAUGGGCCUGGUGAGAAGAACAGCGGAGCACAUAGUCACUACACGUGAGCGCAGCAUUGCUUGCAAGUCCGAGGGGCUCGACACCGACAUGCUCACAAUGAUUCUGGGAAUGGAUCACUUUUCUCAUGCCGAAUUGGUGGAGCAAACCGUUCAUUUCCUUGCAGCCGGGACCGAGACUGUGGCAGGAAGCACCUGCUGGGCGAUCCAUCUACUGUCGAGACACCCAGAAAUUCAGCAUCGCCUCCGUGAAGAGAUCCGAGCAAAUGUUACUUCUCCCUACAUUGCAGGAAAGGAAGCUGUCAGCGAGUCCCAAUUUACCAACCUCAAAUAUCUCAACGCUGUUGUUGAAGAGGUAUUGCGGUUCCACUCAAUCAAUACCUUACUCUGGCGCACGUGCAUUGAGCCGGCAACAAUCAGCGGAGUUCCUGUUACCAAAGGGACCGCCAUCGUAUUCUCUCCCUGGGCUUUGAACCGCGAUCCGGCGCAUUGGGGCCCUGAUGGUCGCAUUUUCAACCCUGAGAGAUGGCUAAAUGACCCGUCUGGAGGGUCUGAGCAUCCUUACUCGUUCCUGACCUUCGGCGGUGGCCCCCGUCGAUGUGUAGGGGAACAAUACGCGAGGAACGAGCUACUUUGUCUAGUCGCGGGGCUGAUUGGACGUUUCCAAUUUUCUCCGCUCAAUCCAUACAAAGAGUCCGAUGAGGGCCAAGAGAUAGGCGACAACUUUGCCUUGACCAUUUUCAAGAUUUACUCCGGUUGGAAGCUCCAGGUGGAGCAGGUCCCUGGCUGGUGA